CAGACAGAUAGAGCGACGACGAGGUCGGUCAAAUGGCAUUGGAAACCGCACCUUCUCCCUCCCUUAAACCCCACGUCGAUGGCGGCAGCAAAUGUCCCCCGCACGGGCACGGCGGUGGCAACCGGCGGUGGGACAUGCUGACGCGUUUCCACGCCGGCUACUUCCGCAUCAGCCUGGCGCUCAGCGGGCAGGCGCUGCUGUGGCGCACGCUCAUCAGCAGCGACUCCUCCUCUACUACGGCGGCCACGGAGCCUCCCCUGCCCCUGCCCCUGCCCCUGCUGCUGCGCUCCCUGCCCUCCGUGGCCUUCCUUCUCCUCUGGUCGCUGGCGCUGCUCGCCCUCCUGGCGCUCGCCGCGCUCUACGCCGCGCGCUGCCUGCUCCGCUUCCCCGCCGUGCGCGCAGAGUUCCGGCACCACGUCGCCAUGAACUACCUGUUCGCGCCGUGGAUCUCGUGCCUGCUGCUCCUGCAGUCCGCGCCCUUCCUCUUCCUGCGGCCCAGCGCGCCGCCCUACCACAUGCUGUGGUGGGCCUUCUCGCUGCCCAUCCUGGCGCUGGACGUGAAGAUCUACGGGCAGUGGUUCACGCGCGGCAGGAAGUUCCUGUCCAUGGUGGCCAACCCGGCCAGCCACAUCACCGUCAUCGGCAACCUCGUCACGGCCAGGGCGGCGGCCAGGAUGGGCUGGCACGAGGCCGCCGUGGCCAUCUUCGCCGUCGGCGCCGCGCACUACCUGGUGCUCUUCGUCACGCUCUACCAGAGGUUUCUCGGCUCCGACUCGCUGCCGGCCAUGCUGCGCCCGGUCUUCUUCCUCUUCUUCGCCGCGCCAAGCAUGGCGUCCCUCGCCUGGGACGCCAUAUCCGCCUCCUUCGACACCUGCUGCAAGAUGCUCUUCUUCCUGUCCCUCUUCCUCUUCGCGUCCCUCGUUUCCCGGCCGACGCUGUUCAAGCGUUCCAUGCGUCGCUUCAGCGUUGCUUGGUGGGCCUACUCCUUCCCGCUGACGCUGCUAGCGCUGGCGUCGGCGGAGUACGCGCGGGAGGUGCGGCAGGCGGCGGCCAACGCGCUCAUGCUGGCGCUCGCCGUUCUGUCCGUGGCCGUCACCCUCGCGCUCAUGCUCUUCACCGCCCUGCGCACCGCCGACCUGUUGCCGCGCGACGACCCUUUCGACUGCCCGCCCCAGCGUCCUCCUCGUACCAGCUAUGCCUAGCACUAGCAGGCAUCUAUGAGCAUGUUUUUUUCUUCUAAGAAUCCGACUGUAAAAAGAAUAGCUGUGUGAUUAACUACUCUCUCUAUUCUAAGUCAUAAAUUUGAGAAUUUUUCUCUACCUCCAAAAUCAA
Molecule: messenger RNA, 1332 nt
Organism: Zea mays
Lineage: Eukaryota; Viridiplantae; Streptophyta; Magnoliopsida; Poales; Poaceae
Exons: 2
Coding region: 33-1202 (389 amino acids)
Biological process (GO): transmembrane transport; intracellular monoatomic ion homeostasis
Cellular component (GO): membrane
Molecular function (GO): voltage-gated monoatomic anion channel activity
Source: RefSeq, marked validated